Molecule: messenger RNA, 891 nt
Organism: Lactuca virosa
Lineage: Eukaryota; Viridiplantae; Streptophyta; Magnoliopsida; Asterales; Asteraceae
Source: the annotation of a GenBank genome assembly
AUGAUCUAUAAGUACAUUAUGGCUUCUAUCCCUGUUCCCCCUCAGCUCUUAAUACCUUUGUCCACUCAAUCCAACAAGGGGGGCAUGGACAUGAGAUUCUCAAGCGGGUCGGAUCCGGAGCCAUGGAGGUGUAGAAGAACCGAUGGAAAGAAAUGGAGAUGUUCGAGGGAUGUAGCACCUGACCAGAAAUACUGCGAGCGUCAUGCCCACAAAAGUAGACCCCGUUCAAGAAAGCCUGUGGAAAUUCAACCCCACAACACUAACAUUACAACAAGCGCCCUCAACAUUACUCCUACUUCGUAUACAAAUACUCUUACAACUUCUUCAUAUCAACAUCCCAGUUGGGCGAUCCCUGUAUCUGUAUCUUCAUCGAACCAACAAUUUCAGGAAUCAUUGAAUCACUCACCCAGAGUAGGAUCGAAAAGGAACCAUAAUUUUCCUCAAGAACAUGAAUCCCACAACAACAACUACAGUAAUAUUUUGGAUACUACUAGUACUGCAGGUGUUAGGAGGCAGAAUUUCAUUGAUGCUUGGUCGAGAAGUACCGGAGGAGGGGACAACUGUUCUCUUACUUUGUCAAUGCAAUGUAGUGGUGGGAUUGAUGAUGAUGAUCACAAUUUUGAAAUUGGAAUGUUGGAUGUGGAAAGAGAAGGGAAAUCGCAUAACCAGUGGUUGUUGAACCAGAGUUGUUGGAUGGGUUCACGUUCAACACCUGGUGGACCAUUGGGUGAAGCAUUGGGCCUGGGUAUUGCUAGUAGUACUGUGAAUGGGCCUUUGAGUGGGCCAUCUUUUCAUGGCCAUAGUAGUAGUAGUAGUAGUAGUAGUACAACUACAAGCAGCUUGUGCGAGAAUGGUGACACACAUGGCCAUGAACUUAGCUUCAUUAGGUGA